Pteropus alecto (black flying fox) is the source of this 1926-nucleotide messenger RNA. RefSeq names its product centrosomal protein 19 (gene CEP19). Gene Ontology annotation, cellular component: centriole; centrosome; spindle pole. Gene Ontology annotation, biological process: trans-Golgi to periciliary membrane compartment transport; microtubule anchoring at centrosome. NCBI's taxonomy places the organism in Eukaryota, Metazoa, Chordata, Mammalia, Chiroptera, Pteropodidae. The transcript is spliced from 3 exons. Bases 370 to 861 code for a protein of 163 amino acids. The record is from RefSeq and is a predicted model, not a curated record.
UAGUGACCGGGACGGAAACCUCGCUGCGCGCACGCUUUCGGUCCCGCCGUUCCCCGGCUCCCCAGAGCCCCGGCCCACUAAAGUUCCGACGUCGCGGGAGGGCGCCGUCAGGGCCCCCUUGUCGCUCCGCCCCACGCCCUCCGAGUCGGGGGCGGGGCGAGGAGUGGCGCAAGCGCCCUGAGUGCACCAGGGUUGUUGCUGUGGGAACGCCUCCGUGGGCCCCCUGCCCUACCCUCAACUCCGCACGCUGCCCUGGGAGCCCGUUGGCUCAGCUCCCGGUCUCCACCUCUACUUCCAGGAAGUCAUUAUGUGUUAGUCACAUAAUGUGUGUACAGAUUUCCUCUGAUUUACCCUGAAGUGUAUGUGAAAAUGAUGUGUACUGCCAAGAAAUGUGGAAUUAGGUUCCAGCCUCCAGCUAUUAUCCUAAUCUAUGAGAAUGAAAUGAAGGGGAAAAGUCGCCAGCGCAUCAUGCCGGUUCGAAACUUUUCAAAGUUUUCAGAUUGCAACAGAGCUGCUGAACAAUUAAAGAAUAAUCCACGACACAAGAGUUACCUGGAACAAGUGUCCCUGAGGCAACUAGAGAAGUUGUUCAGUUUUUUACGAGGUUACUUGUCGGGGCAGAGUUUGGCAGAAACAAUGGAACAAAUUCGAAAGGAAACAACCAUUGAUCCUGAGGAAGACCUGAACAAACUAGAUGACAAGGAACUUGCCAAAAAGAAGAGCAUCAUGGAUGAACUUUUUGAGAAAAAUCAGAAGAAGAAGGAUGAUCCAAAUUUUGUUUAUGACAUUGAAGUUGAGUUCCCACAGGAUGAACAACUGCAGUCCUGUGGCUGGGACACAGAGUCAGCUGACGAGUUCUGAUACCAAAAACAAAAAAAAACUAUUGGGCUAGCAGAAAAUCCAUGUUUAUACAGAGAACAUAGAUUGGUUUAGAAAAAUCUGUAAAGAACACUAAAUGUACAUGUUGGGUCAUAUUUGGAUUGACCGUGUUACUUUUCAAAACUAGGACGUGUAGGGCAUCUACUAUGUAGGUGCACAAGAAAUAUAGAAAAAACAGAAUAUAGGAAUCUGCCUUUAAGGAGCUUACAAUCUAAUUGGCAGAUAAGUCAAAAACUUGUGGAAAGCUAAUUAACAGUAUUAGGCAGCAAAAAAGAUUAAAGCCAAGUUCUUACUAAAAGCUAAAGAAAGCAGAGCGUAGAUUACUAUAGAAUGGAAUAAUCAGAGCAUACUUUGUCCUUUAAUGGUGAGAUGAGAUUUUGCCUGGCCCUUCAAAUGGUUGUAUUUAGCUAGAAGCUUAUAUAGAAUUCCAGAUGAGAGAAACUGGGGGGAAAAAAAGGGAAGGAUAGUAAAGAGAUAGGAAUUAGAACAUUUAAAUUGAGGAACAGUAAGUAAAUUAUAGUUUGGUAAGAUUGGAAGGCAUAUAUGGUUACCAGGGGAUUAUCCUGUGUGCUUUAUGUCUUUAUAUGUAUUUAACUCUGUUUUAUAUAUAACUCUGGAAUAGAAGAGUACCCCCACAGAGUGUCCCAGAGCUGCAAGUGCAUGUCAUUUGAUGGACAGCUGGGGAAUUCUACCCCUCUGGUAUCAGGAAAUUUAAACCAAAGACAUUCUAAACCCCUAAACCUCUUCCCAUAAGUGAGAGGUUUGUUUGUAAAAUGGGAAAUCUACCCAUAAUAAACAGUAGGUACUGCCAGUUUAGGCCUAUUCAUGAGUUCGAAUCUACAAAGAGAAGACCUUUAUUGGACAAGAUUAUGUAUGUAUAGAUACAUCUUUCUUCUUAUUAGAUUAUUAUUUAAUUGGUAGAAAUCCUGUGUUUUCUGCAAGGAAAUUAAUACUCAUUAAAUAAAACUAUGAGUUAUUUUUCCCAUCUGUCUAUCCCUACUCUCUUUACCACUAAAAGCCCCAUUAAAGGGAUCAUUCUUACAGUGA